UGCUAUAAUGCUCUAGUCCCAUCCAACGUGCGGUACUCUCGGCGCCGCCACUCCCUUCCUGCCACUUGCUCCCAAACUUCAUAUGAAGCAAUGCGCCUUCUACUGCGCAACGAUACCGGCGAGUUCAAUCUCACCAAGGCCUGGGUUGGCGAUGAAAGUAUCCCUCCCUAUGCGAUACUUUCACAUACUUGGGGAGCAGACGGCGAUGAGGUCACCUUUGAGGACCUAAGAAAUGGCAUUGGCAAGGAUAAGCCAGGCUAUGAGAAGAUCCGCUUCUGUGGAGAGCAGGCCAGACAAGAUGGCCUGCAAUACUUUUGGAUCGAUACCUGCUGCAUCGACAAGGCAAACUUCACCGAACUCUCGGAGGCUAUUAACUCCAUGUUCCGCUGGUAUCGCGACGCGGCUCGAUGCUACGCGUAUCUGCCUGAUGUUUCCGGCCCUGCAUUUGACAUUCACGAGGACAAAGAUCCGCAGCCUUGGGAGUCGGAUUUCCAAGGGAGUAGUUGGUUCAAACGGGGUUGGACGCUCCAAGAGCUUCUUGCCCCGCGUUCGGUCGAAUUCUUCUCCCGAGAACGCACGCGACUAGGCGACAAAAUAUCGCUACAGCAACAUAUUCAUGAGAUAACAGGUAUUGCUGUCUCAGCGCUACAGGGAGGCCAGUUAUCGCAGUUCCCCGUCGAUGAGCGACUAUCGUGGACAAAACGUCGCCAGACCAAGCUCGAAGAAGAUAAGGCGUACUCGUUACUAGGCAUCUUUAGCGUUCAUAUGCCCCUUAUUUAUGGCGAAGGGAGAGAUAACGCAUUCAGACGACUCAGAGAAGAGAUUGAAAAGUGUUCAAAGGGUCUCGUGCAGCGACCAGCGUCCGUCCAAUUGCAGAAGGAGGACCACGAAUGCAUCCAACAUCUACGCCUAACGGACCCUCGCGAUGACAAGAAGCGCAUCCAAGACACCAAGGGUGGCUUGCUGGAGGACUCGUACCGCUGGAUCCUCGAGAACCCCGACUUCCAACAAUGGCAUGACAGCCAGCAGAGCCGACUGCUAUGGAUCAAAGGGGACCCCGGCAAAGGCAAGACCAUGCUACUCUGCGGCAUUAUCAAUGAGCUGAAGAGGUCCAUCGCUCAAAAAGAUCUUUUGUCCUACUUCUUCUGCCAGGCCACGGACGCGCGAAUCAACAAUGCCACAGCCGUGCUGCGAGGUCUAUUGUACUUACUUGUUGACCAGCAGCCUUCGCUUAUCUCACAUAUACGGAAGAAGCACGAUCACGCAGGCAAAACACUAUUCGAAGAUGCAAAUGCAUGGGUUGCCUUGUGCGAGAUCUUCACAAGCAUCCUGCAAGACCUGAGCUUAACCAGCACGUACUUAAUUGUUGAUGCGCUCGACGAGUGCGUAACAGACUUGCCAAAACUGCUAGACUUCAUUGUUGAGCUGUCUUCCGCAUCCCUUCGUGUCAAGUGGAUUGUCUCUAGCCGCAACUGGCCGGACAUUGAGGAACAGCUAGCGAGGGCGGGACAUAGGGUGAGACUAAGCCUUGAGCUGAACGCAGAGUCUGUUUCUGCCGCUGUUAGCGUGUUUAUCCAGCAUAAAGUGCUUCAGCUAGCGCAAGAUAAAAAGUACGAUGGCAAAACAACAGAGGCAGUACAGCACCACCUGUCAUUAAACGCAGAUGGCACUUUCCUCUGGGUAGCUUUGGUCUGUCAAGAUCUCAAGAAAAUAUCACGAUGGAAGGUGCUUGCGAAGUUAAAUGCGUUUCCACCUGGGCUUAACUCUCUGUACAGGCGAAUGCUAGAUCAAAUAUGCAAUUCGGACGACGCGGAUCUCUGCAAGCGGAUACUAGCCGCUAUUGCAAUCGUUUACCGACCCGUCACGGUGCAAGAGCUUACAUCUCUUGUCGAGCUGCUCAAGGAUAUGGCUGAUGAUCCAGAGUCGUUGCAAGAGAUAAUUGGCCUUUGCGGCUCUUUUCUCACUAUUCGAGAGGAAACUGUCUAUUUUGUGCAUCAGUCGGCAAAAGACUUUAUCCUUACAAAGGCAUCCGACAACAUCUUUCCGUCUGGUAGAGAGGAGGUCCACUAUGCAUUCUUCUCAAGGUCGCUCCAGGUUAUGUGCAGCACACUUCAACGAGACAUGUAUAACUUGCAUGCGCUAGGAUAUCCUAUUGAGCGGGUUGAACAGCCAGACCCAGAUCCAUUGGCGGCGUUGCGCUACUCGUGUAUCUACUGGGUUGACCAUCUUUAUGACUGGAAUUCCAUCUCUUCUGCAGUUUAUCCGGUCGACCUACAGGACGGAGGUAGCGUGGACAAGUUUCUAAGACAGAAAUACCUCUACUGGCUGGAGGCUCUAAGUCUUUGCAAGAGUAUGCCGAAGGGAGUAGUGUUAAUGGCAAAAAUUGAGGCUUUAAUCUAUGGAAGAGCAGGCGCCUCUGCUGUGCUUGAUCUAGUUCAAGAUGCGCGUCGAUUUAUUAUGUAUCAUAAAGGUGCAAUAGAGAGCGCUCCUCUUCAGGCAUAUGUGUCAGCACUCGUGUUCAGCCCAACUCGCAGUCUAAUACGGCAUCUUUUUAAAGAGGAGGCACCCCCCUGGCUCACAAUAAAGCCGGCUAUAAGGGAUGAAUGGGGGGCCUGCCUGCAGACGCUCGAAGGCCAUAGCCGUGGGGUCAGCUCAGUGGCCUUCUCUCACGACUCAACACGGCUGGCGUCGGCGUCGCACGACAUGGCCUUCUCUCACGACUCAACACGGCUGGCGUCAGCGUCGUACGACCGUACAGUCAAGAUCUGGGAUGCAAGCAGCAGCGUGUGCCUGCAGACGCUCAACGUUGGCACGACGCUCAACGUUGGCACGACGCUCAACAACAUGUUAUUUGACACUACUGGUUUCUAUCUUCACACUAGUAUUGGUACUAUCAAUAUUAGUGUAACACCAUCAGUUUUAAGUACUUCUAUAGAGCCUCGGAAUCCGAGAUAUGAAGGCCUAGCGUUGAGUUCAGAUAGGGUAUGGAUAACACAUAAUUCUGAGAAGCUAGUAUGGCUGCCAUCAGAGUAUCGGCCAUCAUGUUCGGCAGUGUCAGAGAAGGCAAUUGGCAUUGGUGUCGGAUCUGGAGGAGUCUGGAUAUAUAAGAGUUUGCUUGAUAUAUCUUAGAGUAUUCU
Messenger RNA from Mytilinidion resinicola, 3137 nucleotides. Its product is annotated as HET-domain-containing protein. Bases 91 to 3129 code for a protein of 1012 amino acids. Gene Ontology annotation, molecular function: protein binding. NCBI's taxonomy places the organism in Eukaryota, Fungi, Ascomycota, Dothideomycetes, Mytilinidiales, Mytilinidiaceae. The record is from RefSeq and is a predicted model, not a curated record. The transcript is spliced from 3 exons.